Messenger RNA from Trichophyton rubrum CBS 118892, 1053 nucleotides. RefSeq lists its product as uncharacterized. The record is from RefSeq and is a predicted model, not a curated record. The coding region runs from base 1 to 1053 and encodes 350 amino acids. Lineage: Eukaryota; Fungi; Ascomycota; Eurotiomycetes; Onygenales; Arthrodermataceae. The transcript has 2 exons.
AUGCUGGCGAAACUCCUCGCGACCUCCCUCCUGGCGCUCCAAGGCGCAGCCGCUUUCCUUAUCGUGCCCGAGAUUGACAGCCCUCAUGCCACCAAGCAACAGGCUCCCGACGCCCACAACAAGCUGACCAUAUCCGCCAACUGCGCCAAAUGCCCGUUCCCAGACCGUCUCGAUGCCUCUGAGGUCUCUACCGUGGACAGCUACAUGCUCUUCGACCUCUCGACCGACGCAGGCAGGCUCUACAUCAACAAAAAGGAAGUCUACCCCAAUCCUGACACCUCCGUCGACCUCCAAACCAGCCUUAUUCGCAAAUCAGACGAGCAGUCCAGUCGAAACAUCCCCACCGGCUAUGUCUUCGAAGUCCUCCGAACCCCUGAUUCUCCCAAUGAUCCAGAUGGCCCUGAGCUCCUCUCCAUCUAUUUCACUCCCGUUCAGUUAAACGGUCUCCCAGCGGCAGCUGAUACUCUCUACAUUCCCGUCAUCAAGACUACUAACGGCAACCUUGUCAUCGUCAACUCUCGCAUCGAAGCUACUCCUGCCGCUCAUAUCUCAUCCCAGCGAUGCGGCCGCAAUGCUGAAUGCUGGAAACGCCUUCUCCUGGCUAGACUCACCGCAACCAUCCGCGCUGCUAAGAUCCGCGCCAUCCAGUUCGCUGCCAAACUCAAGUCUGCCUUCAAGGGCUGCCACGGAAAGAACAAGGCAUCUGCCAUUCACGGACAGGGCGACAACGAGCCAUCUGGCCACGGCCCACACAGACACCAGCGUCCCACCUUCUCUCGUGCCUUUGCUCACGCUCUCCGCUUCGUCAUCAUCCCAGCCAUCAUCGGGCUGUGCCUCAGCUUGGUUGUCUGCUCUAUCGGCUCUCUUGUUGGCCACUGCCUCGUUGCUCUCUGGAGAUACACCCGCCGCCAACGCGCCUCUUCCCACCACAACAUUGACUCUACCCAGGAAGACGGAGAAGCCUACGAAAAGGAAGGCCUCAUCGCCCACGAGGACGACCAUGAAGACGACAAGCUCCACGGCCAGAUCAGAUUGCAAUCAGACAAGGCUUAA